This is a messenger RNA of Papaver somniferum (opium poppy), 2651 nucleotides long. Its product is annotated as extensin-like. Lineage: Eukaryota; Viridiplantae; Streptophyta; Magnoliopsida; Ranunculales; Papaveraceae. The transcript is spliced from 3 exons. The coding region runs from base 71 to 2278 and encodes 735 amino acids. The record is from RefSeq and is a predicted model, not a curated record.
UCCCAUCACAUAAAUUUAAAGCCCAACACCCCCACACACCCACUCACCCCUCAACUAAAAGUCCAUCUCAAUGAUGGCACCGGAAACCAAGUUUUUGACCGGUUUCCUCCAUGUGAUUUUACUUUCUGCAAUAGUUAGCAUGUCAGAGAUGACACUCGCUAAAGACGAUAUUACCGAGAUCACAUCACAGACUGGACCAGAAAUGAUAAGACCUGGUGACAUAUACCAUGGGGCUUUACGUAAAAAAUCAGGAAUCAUAUCAGUAACCGGAUCCGAGAUAUGCAAGCUAGGUGACAUAUAUGAUGCCGUUUUAUGUGGUCCGACGCAGGAUUGCGGGUGUUGUACAAGGUGGUGUGAGCUUAAAUGUGCCAUGAUGCUUAGUUCAGUAAGUAACCAGUUGUGUACACCGCUUAUAAAUAACUCCGGUUCUUCUACUUUUACAUGUGAGUGUUGCUGCAAGUCACCUUUUCCUUCAUCUCCGUCCCAUCCACCGCCACCUCCAUCACCCCCUCCACCACAGCUACCUCCGCCAACUCCAUCUCUCACAUGCAAACCAGGUGACAUAUACGAUGUCAUUUUAUGUGGUCCAACAAAUAAUUGUGCAUGUUGCACAAGGUGGUGUGAACUUAAAUGCGCCGUUUUGCUUAGUUCAGUUAGUAACCAAGCAUGUACGCCCUAUGAUUCUUCUACUUUUACAUGCGAGUGUUGCUGCAAAUCAUCUUCUCAUGCACCUCCAUCUCCACCUCCACCACCACUUAAUCCAUCCCUAUCACCCCCACCUCCAUCCCCAUUCCCACAUACCCCACCGCCAUCACCCUCUCCUCCACCUCCACCACCGCAUAUUCCGUCCCUACCACCCCCACCCCCAUCACCAUUCCCACAUACCCCACCGCCAUCACCGUCUCCCCCACCUCCACCACCACAUAAUCCAUCGCCACCUCCGUCACCAUCUCCACCCAUACCUCGUCCACCGCCACCUCCAUCACCACAUAACCAAUCUCCACCUCCCCCACCCCCAUCGGCAUCUCCACCUCCUCCAUCACCAUCUCCACCCCACCCUAUUCCGCCUCCACCUCCACCUCCUCCACCCCCUAUAUCACCAUCUCCACCCCUACCUCUUCCGCCUCUGCUUCCACCAUCUCCACCCCCAUCACCAAUAUAUCCUCCACCUCCGCCUCCAUUUCAACCUCCGCCUCCAUCAUCGUCCCAUCCUCCACCUCCUCCUUCUCCGCUAUUCCCUCCAUUUCAACCUCCGCCACCAUCAACCCAACCCCCACCUCCUCCUCCUCCUCCGCUAUCCCCUCCAUUUUUGCCCCCAUCUCCACCUCCUCCAUCACCGUUACUUCCACCACCACCUCCAGAUGGCGGAGGCGGCGAGGGUGGUGGCGGCGGAGGAGGAGGUGGUGGUGGUGGAGGAGGAGGUGGAGGAGGUGGCGUUGGUGGAGGAGGUGGCGGCGGUGGAGGAGGUGGCGGCGGUGGAGGAGGCGGUGGUGGAGGCAGUUCCCCUCCAUCCCCAUCAACACCACCUUCAUCUCCAUCUCCUCCACCCACAUCCCCACCCCCUUCAAUCACAUCUCCUCCGCCCCCAUCCCCGGACCUUCCGCCUCCAUCUCCGUACCCUCCGCCACCAUCCCAGACGCCACCGUCUCUAUCUCCUCCGCCUACAUCUCCAUCUCCUCCGCCUCCACCCCCUUCUCCACCCUCGCCGCCUGCGUCUCCAUUUCCUCCGCCCUCACCGCCUAAGUCUCCAUCUCCUCCACCCCCAUCCCCUUCUCCGCCCUUGCCGCCUACGUCUCCAUCUCCUCCGCUCCCAUCCCCUUCUCCGCCUCCAUCUCCAUCUCCUCCGCCCCCAUACCCUUCUCCACCCUCGCCGCCUACAUCUCCAUCUCCUCCGCCCCCUUUUUAUCCACCUCCACCUCCAUCUCCUCCGGCCCCGCCACCUCCGUGUCCACCCCCUCCACCCCCAUCCCCAUGUCCAUCUCCACCUCCACCAUCCUCUCCCCCUCCAUGUCCAUCCCUCCACUUCCACCCACGCCUUCACCUGCGCCCUCACCAAACCCUCCAACCUCAAGUUGUCCAGCAGAAUUCGAAAUUCAAAUACCAACAGUACCAGAGCCAUGCGAGUACAUAUUAUUUGAAUCAUCCCCCACUACAACAUAUGCUAGCAGGAGUUUCCUGUCGUAUCCAUCUCCAUCUCCAACUCCAUCUAUAUCUCCGUACCCAUCUCCAUCUCCAUCUCCAUAUUCAUCUCCUCCAUCUCCAUCCCCCCCGGCCUUAAGUUGUCUACCGAUACUUGUAAUUCCAUUUCCAGGAAUUUCAGAACCAUGCUGGUAUAUAUUAGCUUCACCAUCUACUACAACGGCAUCUGCUAGCGGCAGCGCCUUACCUAUUGUAAACGUUAUAGAUAAGACAUCGCAUGAAAAUCGGAAUAUAAUCAACAAAUUUGCCCCUUCAUAUUUGUCUCCUUAUUGGCCUUUAUCUCCAUCCCCAUAUUCAUCUCCAUCUCCAUCUCCAUAUGCGUCUCCUCCAUCGCCAUAUCCAUAUCCAUCUCCAUCUCCCUCUCCAUCUCCAUCUCCAUCGGCGUCUCACCCACCUCCACCUCCACCUCCGCCACCACAUCAUUCAUCCCCCCCCCGCCCCCUUCGUCACCA